Messenger RNA from Sorex fumeus (smoky shrew), 1614 nucleotides. It is a transcript of the gene IFRD1, whose product is annotated as interferon related developmental regulator 1. The record is from RefSeq and is a predicted model, not a curated record. Lineage: Eukaryota; Metazoa; Chordata; Mammalia; Eulipotyphla; Soricidae. The transcript is spliced from 12 exons. The coding region runs from base 30 to 1388 and encodes 452 amino acids. Gene Ontology annotation, cellular component: nucleus.
CGAGUCCAGGCGGCGCCGGGCGUCCCACGAUGCCGAAAAAUAAGAAGCGGAACGCUCCCCACCGCGGCGGCGGCGGCGGCAGUGGCGGGGGCUCCGGGGCAGCUGCUGCGACGGCGGCCACAGCAGGUGGCCAGCAUCGAAAUGUUCAACCUUUCAGUGAUGAGGAUGCAUCGAUUGAAACAAUGAGUCAUUGCAGUGGUUACAGUGAUCCUUCCAGUUUUGCUGAAGAUGGCCCAGAAGUUCUUGAUGAAGAAGGAACUCAAGAAGACUUGGAAUACAAAUUAAAGGGAUUCAUUGAUCUGACUCUAGAUAAGAGUGCAAAAACAAGGACAGCAGCUCUUGAAGGCAUUAAAAAUGCACUGUCAUCAAAAAUGCUUUAUGAAUUUAUUCUGGAAAGAAGAAUGACUUUAACUGAUAGCAUUGAACGCUGCCUAAAGAAAGGUAAGAACGAUGAGCAGCGUGCCGCCGCAGCACUGGCGUCUGUUCUCUGUAUUCAGCUGGGCCCUGGAAUUGAAAGUGAAGAGGUUUUAAAAACUCUUGGACCAAUCUUAAAGAAAAUUAUUUGUGAUGGAACAGCCAGUAUCCAGGCUAGGCAAACUUGUGCCACAUGCUUUGGUGUUUGCAGUUUUAUUGCCACAGAUGACAUCACUGAAUUGUAUUCAACUCUGGAGUGUUUGGAAAACAUCUUCACCAAGUCCUAUCUCAAAGAGAAAGACACUAAUGUCAUUUGCAGCACCCCUAAUACAGUGCUUCAUAUCAGCUCGCUCCUUGCAUGGACGUUAUUACUGACCAUAUGCCCAAUCAAUGAGGUGAAGAAAAAGCUCGAAGUGCAUUUCCACAAGCUUCCAAGCCUUCUCUCCUCCGAUGACGUAAAUAUGAGAAUAGCUGCCGGCGAAUCUUUGGCUCUUCUGUUUGAAUUGGCCAGAGGAAUAGACAGUGACUUUUUCUAUGAGGACAUGGAAUCCCUGACUCAGAUGCUGCGGGCUUUGUCUACAGAUGGAAAUAAGCACCGAGCCAAGGUGGACAAGAGAAAGCAGCGGUCGGUGUUCAGGGACAUCCUGCGGGCAGUGGAGGAACGGGAUUUUCCAACAGAAACAGUUAAAUUUGGUCCUGAAAGAAUGUAUAUUGAUUGCUGGGUCAAAAAACAUACAUAUGACACCUUUAAGGAGGUUCUUGGAUCAGGGAUGCAAUACCACUUGCAGUCAAAUGAAUUCCUUCGCAAUGUAUUUGAACUUGGACCUCCCGUGAUGCUUGAUGCUGCAACACUUAAAACAAUGAAGAUUUCUCGAUUUGAAAGGCAUUUGUAUAAUUCUGCAGCUUUCAAAGCCCGAACAAAAGCUCGAAGCAAAUGCCGAGAUAAGAGAGCAGAUGUGGGAGAAUUCUUUUAGGUUUUCUGCACUUGAAGACUACUUUCUCAUUUCCAAUUUUUAUUUUAUUUUUUUGUAACUUCUAAUGUAUUUAAACUCUAAAAACAAUUUUUAUCUUGGGUCAGCAUAGGUAGUUUUUAUAGCAGGGGUUAUAAUUUAAUGUUAAACUAUUGCAAAUGGGGAGUUAUGAUGGCCGAAUAUUUGAAUAUUCUCUGUAAAUAUAAUCAGUAAACAUGAAAAAAUUCUU